AUGGGGUACGAUGCCACGCUCAUCCCUACUCUGCUUCACCGCCUGCCAGCCGCCUUCAAGAUCCGAGAUCUUGGCACUUCGGGGUUCUUUCUUGGUAUUGAGACCAUCAAGAAAGAGACGGGCAUGAUUCUCUCACAACGUCGUUACAUGCGUGACAUCCUAGCCCGAGCUGGAAUGGCUGACUGCAAACCGCUUACCACGCCAGCAUCUGUAACUCAGGUCGUAUCACUGACUGAAGAGUCUUGUGACAAUCCAACUCAGUAUCGCCGCAUUGUGGGAGCGCUUCAAUACUUGACUAUUACCAGGCCAGAUUUGUCUUAUGUCGUUAACCGCUUGUACCAGUUCAUGCACUCAUCGACGGUUGUUCACUGGGGUCUUUUACAACGGGUCCUACGCUACAUCAAGGGCACUCUCACCUAUGGUCUUCACCUUUCGGUCUCUGCUUCAUCUACAAUUCAUGCCUUUUCAAACUCCGACUGGGCUGGUUGUCCUGUCGACAAAAAGAGUACUAGUGGAUAUGCUAUUUUUCUCGGGUCCAACCUCAUAUCUUGGCUAUCCAAAAAACAGUGCACUGUCGCCCGCUCAUCUACCGAGGUUGAAUACAAAGCCCUUGCCGAUGUCUCCGCUAAGGUUACGUGGGUCGUGUCAUUGCUUCGUGAAUUGGGUCUACACAACGGCGAGCCGUCUACUUUAUGGUGUGACAAUCUCGGGGCUACUUAUCUCUGUGCGAAUCCAGUAUUUCACGCUCGGACCAAGUAUGUAGAGAUCUAUUAUCACUUUGUCCGAGACAAAGUUUCUUCUGGAGACAUGGUGGUCAACUUUGUGUCAACUAAAGAUCAGCUGGCGGAUAUCUUCACCUAA
Messenger RNA from Ipomoea nil (Japanese morning glory), 861 nucleotides. RefSeq lists its product as uncharacterized. The transcript has a single exon. NCBI's taxonomy places the organism in Eukaryota, Viridiplantae, Streptophyta, Magnoliopsida, Solanales, Convolvulaceae. The record is from RefSeq and is a predicted model, not a curated record. Bases 1 to 861 code for a protein of 286 amino acids.